Tachysurus vachellii is the source of this 1123-nucleotide messenger RNA. It is a transcript of the gene spata17, whose product is annotated as spermatogenesis associated 17. The transcript has 10 exons. Gene Ontology annotation, biological process: spindle organization; establishment of meiotic spindle localization; mitotic cell cycle. Bases 38 to 1099 code for a protein of 353 amino acids. Gene Ontology annotation, molecular function: protein binding. NCBI's taxonomy places the organism in Eukaryota, Metazoa, Chordata, Actinopteri, Siluriformes, Bagridae. The record is from RefSeq and is a predicted model, not a curated record. Gene Ontology annotation, cellular component: spindle pole.
CUCUCGUUGUCAUGGUUACAAGCAAAGCAACCUGAAAAUGGCUAGGCUAGUGAAGUUGUACGAGCAUAUAGACCUCGUCAAAGAGCAAUAUUUUAUCCGAAACAGAAAAGCGGAAGAAAACAGACAGCACGAAUAUGAUGCAGCUGUCAAAAUUCAGAGGUGGUUUCGAGGCUGUCAGGCACGUGCCUACGUCAGCUAUCUUCACCAGAAGGCAACUGUAAUACAGAAAACAUGGCGGGCUUUCAGCGCACGCAAGUACUUUAGGAAAAGGCUAAAGAUAGCAUACUUUCGCAUGAAGAUGAAUUUCUACAAUAAGAUGGCUGUCAAGAUACAACAGACAUGGAGAGGCUACUACAUAAGGAAGUAUGUUCACAAUUACUAUGCGCGGAAGAGGUAUUUGGAAGACUUGGCAAAGAAGAACGAACAAGUCAGAAGGGAACUAGAGGAAUUGGCAGAGCAGCAGAAAAGAGAACGAGAGCGCAUUGCUUUGGAGAAAGAGGAGCAGGAGAAAUAUAUGCAAGCCCAGCGUCUUCACUUCCUCCUCAGCACCAAACAGCGCCCAGGUGUGUUCAACUCACCGUUCCGCCCAGAGCCUGAUGAGAUGGAGCUGAGGUUAAGGGCAUUAAAACCUUUGCGGACAAGAUCUGCUCCCAAAGAAACAGCAACCAACCAGCAGCCAUCUGGCUUCUUGUCUAGCGUAAAGAGACUACCACCAAUACAUAAGACACCACAGGGGCCUUUCAGGCCAGCUGCAGAGGUUCAACGGCAGCGCCAGCGGCCCCUGGAGCCGAGUCUGCGCGUGGCCACAUCCAUCACGGACCUGGAGGAGGCCAGAGAGGAGCUGCGGCAGCGGGAAUGGAGGUCUCGCCUCAUCGACCAGCCGUUUAUGCCUUUCUCAAAGGCCCACCAGAACAAAGAAUAUGAGGCUCUUCUCCAAACACGUUCUCCAUAUAAGAGGAAAGAGUACGGAACCAAGCACUUCCGAGAGGAGAACCAAGUCCAACUACAAGGGAAAAAGCCAUUCAAGACGGUCUUCACAACAUGCCACGUCUUUGACAAGGUUGGACGACUGUACUCUGAUGCUGGGAAUAUUGUUUAGCGGAGUAAAUCAAUUCAAUAAAAU